AUGUCUUCGUCUUCAUCUCCCGCUCAAACAAAGAGGUGUCAGUAUUGUGGAGCUGCAAUGGCGCUUCGGGUUUCAAAAUCAGAUAAAAAUCGAGGGAAGCCAUUUUGGAAGUGUCUAACCUCCUAUGGAGCCACCAGUUGCAAUGGAUUCGAAUGGGUUGAUGUAACCUCCGCUGAAGCAGAUCAGCAAGCUGACACGUAUGAUGCUACAGUGCUUAAUAUGCUGAAGUCCAUUAAGGACUUGGGUAUAGUGUCGGAGAUGGAUAAGUCAUGGAUGCACUCGGAUAGAAGAUCGAAGGCAUAUGAGUUAGGGGUGGAAGCAUUUUUGAACUUUUCUGUAGAAAAUCUUCUAACUACCACACAUAUCCGUUGUCCAUGUGUUAAAUGUGUUAAUUUGAAAUUGUUUGGGGUUGGAAUUAUAAGGGAUCACUUAUACUUUAAUGGAGUUGACCAAAGCUAUAAGAAUUGGACAUUUCACGGAGAACCUUGGGAAGCAGCUACUAAUGCUAGUAGAAAUGUUGAAGAAGAUGAUGACCAUAGUAGGUACAGUUUUGUGUCUGAAGAAAUAGAGAUGGAUGAUAAUGAUUUUGGUGAUUUUGGAUCUGAUCCUUAUGAGUUUGCCAAUGUGAUUGGGGAUGGAGAUCAACCAUUGUACCCUGGUUGUAGAAAGUACACGAAGUUAUCGGCAUUAGUGAAGUUGUAUAAUUUGAAGGCAAAAUAUGGGAUGAGUGAUGUCUGUUUUACAGAAUUAUUGAUACUUCAAGGCGAUUUGCUUCCAGACGGAAAUACAAUACCGGCCUCUAUGUAUGAGGCAAAAAAGACUUUGUGUGCAUUGGGGCUGAGUUAUGAGAAAAUGCACGCAUGCCCCAAUGAUUGCAUCUUGUAUAGGAAGGAGUAUGAGGAUUUAACUCAUUGUCCUAAUUGUGGUAUCUCAAGGUGGAAGGAAGGCAAAGAUUCAAUCUUGAAAGAGGGUGUGCCAGCGAAGGUGGUGUGGUAUUUUCCUCCAAUUCCAAGGUUUAAAAGGAUGUUUCGAUCACAUGAGACCGCUAAGAGUUUGACUUGGCAUGCUGCUAGAAAAUCAAUUGACGGUUAUAUGUCUCAUCCAGCGGAUUCCCCGUCUUGGAAACUUCUUGAUGAUAAAUGGCCCGAGUUUGGUAAUGAGCCGAGAAACUUGAGAUUGGCUCUUUCAUCUGAUGGAUUCAAUCCCCACAGUUCUCUAAGUAGCAGAUAUAGUUGCUGGCCAGUUAUCUUAGUUACAUAUAAUCUCCCUCCAUGGCUGUGCAUGAAACGAAAGUUCAUGAUGUUGACCUUAUUGAUUUCCGGUCCUAAACAGCCCGGAAAUGAUAUAGACGUCUACUUGGAGCCUUUGAUUGAUGAUUUAAAAUCUUUGUGGGAUGGGAUUGGAGGAGUGUAUGAUGCACAUAAUGGAGAAUACUUUACACUCAGAGCUGCAUUAAUGUGGACAAUUAAUGAUUUCCCCGCCUAUGGAAACUUAUCUGGUUGUGUUGUUAAAGGAUAUAAAGCUUGUCCAAUAUGCGGCGAUGAUACACCUAGUCACAGGUUGAAAAAUGGCCACAAAAUUUGUUACAUUGGGCAUAGAAAAUGGUUACCGAUCAAUCAUCCAUAUAGGAGGCAACGUGCAGCUUUUAAUGGGAAACCUGAAUAUGGCACGCCUCCUGAGCCAUUAACCGGAGAAGAAGUGCUGCAUAUGGUUGAAGAUGGUGACAGAGUUUGUUGGAAGAAGAAAUCAAUAUUCUUUGAUCUCGAGUAUUGGAAAUACCUUCCUGUGAGGCAUGUCCUAGAUGUUAUGCACAUUGAGAAGAACGUUUGCGAUAGUAUCAUUGGUACAUUGCUGGAGAUCCCUGGAAAAAAUAAAGAUGGGAUUGCUGCUCGAUUAGAUUUAUUGAACAUGGGGGUCAAAACUGAUUUGCAACCCGAGUAUGGAGAAAGACGUACUCGUUUGCCUCCCGGGCCUUGGAAUUUGUCAAGAGCAGAGAAGAGAGAGGUUUGCAAUUCUUUCUAUGGUAUGAAGGUCCCUGAAGGUUAUUCUUCAAAUAUAAAAAAUCUUGUAUCUUUACAAGAUUCAAGACUUCUUGGCCUUAAAUCACAUGAUUGUCAUACCUUAAUGCAACAAUUGCUCCCUGUGGCAAUUCGUUCUGUUUUGGAGAAGCCUGCAAGAUAUAUGAAAGUGCUAAAGGGGUAUGUUCAGAAUCGUACUCGUCCCGAAGGUUGCAUUGCUGAGCGGUAUAUAGCUGAAGAAGCUGUAGAGUUUUGUACCGAGCAUUUAUCUGAUGUUAGUACAGUUGGAGUGCCUUCAAGCCAAAAGAUGGGAGUUUCAAAGCCAUUAUCAGGUUGCACAGUGAGCGUAGUUGAUCGGGACCUGUUGAACCAAGCACAUCUAUAUGUCUUGGAGAAUACGGAGGAAGUCCUACCUUAUAUCGAGCAACAUAUGAUCCACAUCCAGACCGCUUAUCCAAAAUUUAGAAAGAGAACAAAGUGGCUGCAGGAUAAGCACAAUAGCACUUUCAUUCAAUGGCUACGCUUCAAGGUUCAAAGUGAACUUAAUGAGGAAGACAAUCAUGGCGUAUCAGAAAAUUUAAGGUGGCUAGCAGCUGGUCCAAACAUGGCAGUGCCAUUAUAUAGGAGCUAUCUCAUUAAAGGUAUUAAAUUCAACAUCAAGGCACAAGAUGAUGUGCGGACAACUCAAAAUAGUGGAGUUUAUUUACUUGCACAUACUAUGCAAGUUGCUAGUGCCAAGGAUAAAAACCCAAUUCUCUCAAAUAUGGGUUUCUAUGGUGUCAUUCAAGAAAUUUGGGACCUUGACUACCAAAAGUUUACAAUCCCAGUCUUUAGGUGUGAUUGGAUUGAUAAUACUUCUGGUCUUGUAGUGGACGAACUUGGAUUUACCCUUGUAGAUUUGAGUAAAAUUGGACAUAGGAAUGACCAAUUUGUUUUGGCUUCUCAAGUCAAACAAGUAUUUUUUGUUGACGACCCGAUGCAUCGUGGUUGGUCGGUAGUGUUAUCAAUGCCUAAUAGAGAAUAUAAUGAUGUUAUUGGUGAUGAUGUCUUAGGUGAUGUGAGAAUUGAGUGUGAGCCAUUUACUAGGGGGAUGCCAAAUGUUGACACAUUUGAUGAAGUGGUGGUUGAGUUAGGGAGUCAAAAUAUUCGAGAUGGGUGUGAAGAUAUAUGGGUUGAAUGA
Messenger RNA from Prunus armeniaca (apricot), 3198 nucleotides. The record is from the annotation of a GenBank genome assembly. NCBI's taxonomy places the organism in Eukaryota, Viridiplantae, Streptophyta, Magnoliopsida, Rosales, Rosaceae.